AUGCCAAUUCUGUACGGAAUGAGCACGGCCUGGAAGGAAGCUGCCCGGCCCCGAGGAAAGUGGCCGUUUAGUGUCAACUGCUGGCCGACGACCGAUUUUUCUCAUGGAACAGGGGUCCACCAUGGCCUUAUUAAUUCAUCUACUUGCCUGGUCUAUCUUAAGCUGUCUCCAAUCCGACAGGGGCGGAGUCGCGGACGGACGGCGAAAUUGGGCACGAGGGGCGGGGGGACGGUUUUGACUUCGCUCACACCUGCCCUGUCUUUCUAUCACGGGAGGACGGUCCUCGGCGACGGGAAAGCCGGCCUCCUCUCCUCGGCGGCCGGCGACUUUUCGGCCGGGUUUUGUCCGCGCGGGGCUACGGCUCUAAAUCUAUUCUGGGCGGCCCUUGGAGAGCGAGAGAGCGAGACGGCGAGGGAGGAAGGGGACAGGCGAGGGCCGGUAUUAGAGAUCGGUGGCGGGCUCGAUGGCCUAUUGCGACUACCAUCCAAAGGGAGGGGAGAGACGGUGAGGGGGGAGGGGGAGAGGGGGCUUCGAGUGGCGAGCCGGGACAGGGUGCGCUUGCGCGAAACUCGCUGCGCCUUCGGCGAACGACAGCGGAAUUAA
Marchantia polymorpha subsp. ruderalis is the source of this 603-nucleotide messenger RNA. The record is from the annotation of a GenBank genome assembly. Lineage: Eukaryota; Viridiplantae; Streptophyta; Marchantiopsida; Marchantiales; Marchantiaceae.